Messenger RNA from Striga asiatica, 2145 nucleotides. The record is from the annotation of a GenBank genome assembly. Lineage: Eukaryota; Viridiplantae; Streptophyta; Magnoliopsida; Lamiales; Orobanchaceae.
ACUUGAAAAUCAAAAAACAAAGUAAGCCCCCGGCGAGGAUCGAACUCGCGAAGUAAGUGGAAAUCUUUUUCCAAAAACUUGAAAAUCAAAAAACAAAGUAAGCCCCCGGCGAGGAUCGAACUCGCGACCUUUCGCUUACGAAGCGAACGCACUACCACUAUGCUACGGAGGCUGUACAACUUUUUGUACAUGUUGUAUCUCAUAGUCUCAUUACACCCCGAAAUUCAUUAUUAACCUCCAAAUCUGCCUGAUGAUUCUAGGGUUUUGAGAAUUUGAGGGAGGCAGGGAGCGAAGAUGUGUGGGAUAGCGCUGAUUGUGUCUGGAAUUGAUGUUGAUUUAUCUUGUUUAUUCCCCAACUUAGAUUGCCCAUGCCCACUGUCUCCUUCACAGACGUCGCUAUUCUCAGAAGAGGACAUAAGGGCGGCCCUGCAAAGAAGGGGACCUGAUAGUUUAGGAGCUCAUACCAUCAAUGUCUGUUCAAAUUUUUUCCACGGCCAGCAGAAACAGUUCUUGGUCCAGUCUUUUGCUCGAAAAGAAGGGUUGAGAGAAAAUGGCUGUGAGAAUACAUUGCAGGGUAGGUUGCGAUUCAUCGGUGCAACACUGCAACUUAGAGGAGAUAUUCCAGUUUCUCAGCCUGUGACCGAUGCAUUUGGCAAUGUUCUUGUUUAUAAUGGUGAAAUAUAUGGAGGGAUUCAUAUUGGUAGUGACAGCAGUGACACGCAGGCCCUCAUGAAGUCUCUGGGACAGUGUUGCUCAUGUACUUACCAUGGUGAGAGAAAGCCUUCUACCUGUUCUGGAGAAUAUAAUAAAACUGUUCCAGAACUUUUAUCAAGUAUCAAGGGUCCAUGGGCUUUGAUUUAUUGGCAGGAUAGCACAAAAACAUUGUGGUUUGGCCGAGAUGCAUUUGGAAGGCGAAGUCUUCUUGUUCAUUGGCCAACACACCGUGAUGCUCGGCUACUGCUAUCCUCUGUAUCUCCACUUUCUACAAUCCCUCAGCAUUUUGAUAUUGAUGAUGAGAAUGGGAAAGUUGAAGUGAAUUUCUGGGAAGAGUUGCCGUGUGGUGUUUAUAGCAUCUCAAUGUCUCCCAUAAAAACUGAUGCACAUGUUAUCGGGAAAGUAAAAAAACACGAGUGGACUGAUUCUGGUCUGAAAGAUUUGGUGGCAUGGGAGAGAACUUGCAUACAACCUAAAUCCAAGAAUUUAAAUGCUACGAGUUUCAGAAAAACACAGACCAUGGAAGAAAGCACAUUUUCAGAUUUCGAAUUUGAAUUAGAGUCUGUAAAAAGUACACUUUUGGCCCCAUCUCAUAAAGUGUUGAUGGCUCUGAGAGAAUCCGUAAUGCGAAGAACCACUUUAAAUAGAGUCUACCAGGACUUUCUUAAGAGUCAUAGAAAAGAAAGACAUGCUCCUAUAGCAGUGCUUUUUUCUGGAGGUUUAGAUUCUAUGAUCAUAGCUGCAUUGCUGCAUCAGUGUGUUGAUUCCGAAUAUGACAUUGAUUUGCUUAACGUCAGCUUUGAUGGAGAUUCAGCUCCUGAUAGAGUUUCAGGGAGGGCUGGAUUGAAGGAACUCCAGAAAAUUGCACCGUCAAGGAGGUGGAACCUUAUUGAAAUUGAUGCUGAUUUACUGAAGUUGACCUCUGAAACAAAACAUGUCAUGGCACUUAUAAAUCCUUCUAAAACCUACAUGGACCUAAACAUAGGAAUAGCAUUAUGGCUAGCUGCUGGAGGAGAUGGUUGGCUUUAUCAUACUGAGUGCAAACGUGUCAAGUACAAGUCCAUAGCCAGGAUUCUCCUGGUGGGUUCCGGUGCAGAUGAACAAUGUGCAGGAUAUGGUCGACAUAAGACAAAAUUUAGAAAUAAAAGUUGGCUCGGGCUCCAUGAUGAAAUGAAACUAGACAUGCAAAGAAUUUGGAAGAGGAAUCUAGGGAGAGAUGAUAGGUGCAUAGCCGACAAUGCAAAGGAGGUUGCAAGAUUACUUGGUCUAAAUGAAGCGGCUUGUCUGCCCAAGAGGGCAAUUCAGUUCGGGUCUAGAAUCGCGAGGGAGUCAAACAAGAAGAAUUUCGGAAGUAAUCGAGCAGCAAACCAAGCCUCUGCUGGGAGUGUGGUCAUUUAUGGGUCAUCAGAUAAUAACACAUCUGUUGCCUGA